AUGGGAUUUGGGUUUCCCGAAAGGAUGUUCUCGGAUAUUCUACAAAGCUUCUUCGAUGACUUAAAUGACUUUCGUACACCUUACAGAACAUAUGGCGGAUACUUUGUUCCUCACAAUCCAAGGUCGGACUACGUCAUAGACGAGGAUAGUAUCGAUCAGUCGCAGCCAUCAUUCCCGAUGUCGCUUACGAGAUCAUAUCAUUCUUCAACGUCUUUUUCUAGUACACAUGCUGGUAAUCGGUUCGAGACAGUUAAAACUUCAAUACGACAGCCUGAUGGAAUUCAGAUUCUCAAGGAGAUUAUACGUCAGAAUGGACAAGAAACGGUCACAACCAAGACCACUUAUCCAGAUGGUCGAGUUGAGACUACCACAGAAACUCGUGGAAACGCUUUGGAAUCCAAUAUCACUCCUCCAGCCAUCAUGUCAACACCCCAGCCGACUGCCCAGCAAUACCCUCAGACAGGAGGAUUCUUUUCAAAUAUCCGUCGAUGGUUUAGGAGUGAGUGA
Molecule: messenger RNA, 507 nt
Organism: Rodentolepis nana
Lineage: Eukaryota; Metazoa; Platyhelminthes; Cestoda; Cyclophyllidea; Hymenolepididae
Source: the annotation of a GenBank genome assembly